UUCACAGCGGUGUUCCCCCGUUUUCCAUCCAGGUUCCCGCUAUCUUCCCCGCCCUACCCUUUAGGAGGGAAUGAAUAGCUUCGGGAAAUACCUGUGCUGACACCCCUCACACCCCUAUCCAUGAACUGAUGGAGGUCAGUAAUAUCAACACGCAGGGUGAUAACUGCGAAGCGCACAGGCCCGCUCAUCCCGGGAUUUUCACAAUGCGCGAGGCCGGGAAAAGCGACCACUGCUCGGCGGAACGCUGCGUGGAUUUUCCUGUAUCGGUGGUUCUUCCUGCCGGAGGCACCGGAGAGAGAAUGGGACUACAGACACCAAAACAGUUCUGCUCGUUUCUGGGCAGACCGCUCAUAAGCUACACUAUUCAGGCUUUCGAGAGUGUGUCAUGGAUCCAAAGCAUUGUGGUUGCUGUUGCCAAAGAAAACAUGGACCUGAUGAUGGACAUCACCCAGCGGUUUAAGCACAGAAAGGUUCUUGUGGUGCCAGGCGGCUCGACGCGUCACAGGUCGAUAUGCAACGGAGUCCUGGCUCUGGGCGAGGAGAGGUCGGCAGCGGGCAAACCAAAGGUUGUCAUCAUACACGAUGCCGUUCGGCCUUUUGUGGAGGAGGACUUUCUGUGUAAGAUAGCAAUGGCUGCCAAGGAACAAGGGGCAGCGGGAGCCAUCCGACCUCUGGUUUCCACAGUGAUCGCCACCACAUCCGAGGGCUACCUAGAUCAUUCUCUGGAGCGAGCCAAGUACAGAGCCAGCGAGAUGCCUCAGGGAUUUACAUAUGAUGUCAUCUCUCAGGCCUAUCAGAGGUGCAGUGAGUCAGACUUUGAGUUUGGCACAGAGUGUCUCCAUCUGGCUCUGCAGUACUGUGGCACCAAUGCCAAGCUCAUUGAGGGUCCGCCAACACUGUGGAAGGUGACCUACAAACGGGAUUUGGCUGCUGCAGAGUCCAUUAUCAAAGAGACUUUAUCACGGUCAGCCUGCGUUAUCACAGGUGGAUUGGCAGAAGCUGUGAACCUGGCAGAUGCCCUUCAGAAGGCUGUUGGAGCUCUGGAUAUGGAGUUGGACAUCAUCCCAGAUCUAAUGGGAGACAACUCCAGGUGUCUGUUAAAGGAGUGGAACUUCAUCCAGGUUUCUGUCAGCCAUUCGUGCUUCUCUGAAGUUGAGGCUAUGCUUACGGCUUUAGAGGCAGAAAAUCGAGCUCUUCUCCACCCAGUGGUCGUCAUUUGGGUGCAUUUGAGCAGUAUGGAUGAGCUCUCCAUCAGCAGGAGGGUGCACACGGCAAUCAUGGACCUGGCCUCAACAGCUAAGCACCGAAAUAUUCUCAUCUAUGGCAUCCAACUUAAUCAGGCAAAGGACACCGAGCACUGGGAGAGGUCAGCGUCGAGGGUCGCUGAGAUCGCGUUAGCCUUGAUCCGGGACAGGAGCCCUGCUUUGGUGGGACAGCUUCUGCAGGCAUGAAGGGACGAGCACCACUGGAAAAUCCCCAUGCUGUGACUCAAACACUCCUGGAGACAGUUUGAAACAGUUCUGGUCUUUUUUUCUUUUCUAAAUCUUUUUACCCUCAAAUCAGUUACUGCAAGGUUAAAGCGGCGAGUGAGCCGACCUUCAAGAAGCAGACUUAAAAAGAGAAAAUAAAAUCUGAGCUGCAUCUUUUAUUGGUUACGCCUGGUACGAUAAACACCCACAUUUUUCUGUAUGUGUGCAUACGUAAAUCAAAAGAAACUACUGAGGUUCAUUAAGGCAAAGAAGAACCGUGUCAUCAGUGGGCUCAUUUAUUUAUUUUUAAGAGUUAAGAGUUUCUCCCAAAUAAGCAGCGCUACUCUGUCGCGCUGAUGAUUAAGAUAUGUGAGGCUUCGGCUGCAGGCGAUUCUUGUUGUCGGAUCAAAUCAGCGCUGGUUUUUAAUCGCUUUAAGAGUGAUUUUGCUGUGGUUGUCAGAGACGUGCAAUAACAGGCCACAUCACUUUGAAUUAUUACAGUGGAAAUGUGAACUGCAGCAUAUAUGCCAAAAAACUGGGUGUCGAGUUUGCUGCCUUUACCGCUGGUUAAAGCUGUUCGUGACUGAAACAUGAACACGGAGCUGCUAAUAUUUUUGUACUUAAGUAAAACAAUAAAUAUGUCUUGCUAACACAUGCAGUAAGUCAUUCAAGUGUGCUUUGGCGGUGGGA
Messenger RNA from Archocentrus centrarchus (flier cichlid), 2159 nucleotides. It is a transcript of the gene crppa, whose product is annotated as CDP-L-ribitol pyrophosphorylase A. Bases 129 to 1451 code for a protein of 440 amino acids. Lineage: Eukaryota; Metazoa; Chordata; Actinopteri; Cichliformes; Cichlidae. Gene Ontology annotation, molecular function: D-ribitol-5-phosphate cytidylyltransferase activity. Gene Ontology annotation, cellular component: cytosol. The record is from RefSeq and is a predicted model, not a curated record. The transcript is spliced from 10 exons. Gene Ontology annotation, biological process: protein O-linked glycosylation via mannose; isoprenoid biosynthetic process.